GAUGUUUUGUUUGCCAAUACAUUAGCUAAAUUAUACUCUAUCACUUUCAUUUGCUCUACAGUUUAUAGUGCUGUUAAAGCCUGGUGAUUACUUACUAUGUUUUGUGGUGUUAACUUUGAUACUGUUGUGUACUUUUUCCUCUUUUCUCUUGUGUUGCCCCAAGGGUUAAAGAUUUUUCUUUGGAUAUCAUGUGUUCUAAAAUUCAUUGCUGUAAGGCAACCAAUUUAGAAAAAGCAGUUCUCCAUUAUAGUCCACAUGAAACAUUAUAAACCGUGUUUUGAAUAAGUUAAUAAUCAUCUAAUUUUGGCUUUAGACUGCAGUUUAAUAUAAUGGAAAAGAGUAAUCUUGAUAAAAAGUGGUUUAAAAGGGUGCAUUUAUUGUUAAUGAACCUCAUAACCAAAAACAGAUGGGACCCCCGAUCAACGGUAAACCUUUGGUUCUCAGUGUGCCACCCUGAAGUACAAAGAUAAAUAGCAUUAUUAUUUCUCAAACUUUAUAGUUCUUCAGUUGGCACUUCUUAAGGUUGCUUUUACCUCCAGAUUAACCAUCACUCUUCCCUUGCUUGAUUAUGUAGGAUGAAGCAGUCUGUAGUUAAAAAAUGCUCACAGAAAGCCAUGUAAUACAAACUGACUUUCAACAAAUCAAGUGUAAAUAGUUUAGGUAUAAUUUCUUUAAUACAAGAUAUGUUAAAUUAAUAGACAGCUGGGAGAAAUUGGUAAUUAUCAGUGUCCUUUUUCCUAAAUAUGUUCCCCUUAGUGUUGGUAUUCCUAAAUUAAUAAUUCUCACCUGCUCUUGUCAACUGUAGUUAAAACUUAUUUUAGAAGUGACUUUUAUAUUGAACUAAUAUCACCUUAUAAACAAUGUAAAAUAUUCACUAAAACAACAUAAUUAUGUUUUUUCCCGAAAUUACAGUACUACCUUCAUUGCAUAAUGAGAUUAUUUUUGAAUACUGGGAAUGAUGUUUUACCAAUAUCAAGGUUUUUUGUUUUAGCGUGAACUUAGCACAUCCCCCUAUUGUGAUAUAAAGUCUUUUCAGGUUUUGCUUUUUAAAUGGAAGAACACAUUUUAUUGGUAAUGCACAAGUAAAUGUUAACUUUGAAAGACAAGUUGGCUUGUAAUUCUUCAGCACCUAGAAUAUUUAAAGAAACCCUCCACUUCUUGCUGUUCGCUUAGGGAUGAAAUGACCCAGUAUCAUGUGUGACCCAAGACUUGACUAGACCUUUGGUCAGCAGACCUCUUGAAACUUUGAUAAUAGAAAACUUGUCUGUGUUAGUGUGGGAAGCCAAUUGGGAAUCUAAACAGUAUUUAAAAAUGUUCAUUGCCUUUUGAGAUGUUGAAUAUGUUUUUCUCAAUUAAAACACGUGUAAAACAUGAACAUGCACCAGGUUUAGUAUUUUAGAGUGAUUAUUCUAUCUUAUUAAAAUGUUGCUGUUGUGGUAUGUAAUGGGUUUGUAGUUUUUAAAAAUUACAACUGCAUAAAUACAAUUUGUUACUUUUCUUUCUAGCUUGUUCUAAAAGCAAGCCGGAUUUUGUUCACUUUAGUUUUGUUUGUAAAUAACAAAUCACCUUUUUAUUAAUGUUUGUUGAUACAGGUGCCACAAAUUAUUCAUUUGAACAGAAAUGUGCUACUAUCUAGAAAUAUAGUAACACCUGUAUAAUAGAUGUGUAGCUUUACAAAUAUAUUUGUAGAGAGAAAAGUCUAGUAAAUGUUUUUAUGGGACACAUACAUAGCUAGAAACCCUCACCCAAUUGUAACAUGUCUCUCUUCUCUUUAAAUACUGGCAGGUAAUCUUUGUAGAGAGUGACUGAGUAUGGAUCAUUUGAACGAGACAACUCAGGGGAAAGAACAUUCAGAAAUGUCUAACAAUGUGAGUGAUCCGAAGGGUCCACCAGCCAAGAUUGCCCGCCUGGAGCAGAACGGAAGCCCUCUCGGAAGAGGAAGGCUUGGGAGUACAGGUGCCAAAAUGCAGGGAGUUCCUUUAAAACACUCUGGCCAUCUGAUGAAAACCAACCUUAGGAAAGGAACCAUGCUUCCAGUUUUCUGUGUGGUGGAACAUUAUGAAAACGCCAUUGAAUAUGAUUGCAAGGAGGAGCAUGCGGAAUUUGUGUUGGUGAGAAAGGAUAUGCUUUUCAACCAGCUGAUAGAAAUGGCACUGCUGUCUCUAGGGUACUCACAUAGCUCUGCUGCCCAGGCCAAAGGGCUAAUCCAGGUUGGAAAGUGGAAUCCAGUUCCACUGUCUUAUGUGACAGAUGCCCCUGAUGCCACGGUAGCAGAUAUGCUUCAAGAUGUGUAUCAUGUGGUCACACUGAAAAUUCAGUUACACAGUUGCCCCAAACUAGAAGACUUGCCUCCUGAACAAUGGUCGCACACCACAGUAAGGAAUGCUCUGAAGGACUUACUCAAAGAUAUGAAUCAGAGUUCAUUGGCCAAGGAGUGCCCCCUUUCACAGAGUAUGAUUUCUUCCAUUGUGAACAGCACUUACUAUGCAAAUGUCUCAGCAGCAAAAUGUCAAGAAUUUGGAAGGUGGUACAAACAUUUCAAGAAGACAAAAGAUAUGAUGGUUGAGAUGGAUAGUCUCUCUGAACUAUCCCAGCAAGGGGCCAACCACGUCAACUUUGGCCAGCAGCCAGUCCCCGGGAACACAGCUGAGCAGCCUCCGUCCCCAGCACAGCUCUCCCAUGGCAGCCAGCCUUCUGUCCGCACCCCUCUUCCGAACCUGCAUCCUGGGCUUGUAUCAACACCUAUCAGUCCUCAGUUGGUCAACCAGCAGUUGGUGAUGGCGCAGCUGCUGAACCAGCAGUAUGCAGUGAACAGACUCUUAGCCCAGCAGUCCUUAAACCAACAAUACUUGAACCAUCCUCCCCCUGUCAGUAGAUCUAUGAAUAAGCCUUUGGAGCAACAGGUUUCAACCAACACAGAGGUGUCUUCCGAAAUCUACCAGUGGGUGCGUGAUGAACUAAAACGAGCAGGAAUCUCCCAGGCAGUGUUUGCACGUGUGGCAUUUAACAGAACUCAGGGCUUGCUUUCGGAAAUCCUCCGGAAGGAAGAGGACCCCAAGACUGCAUCCCAGUCUUUGCUGGUAAACCUUCGGGCUAUGCAGAAUUUCUUGCAAUUACCAGAAGCUGAAAGAGACAGAAUAUACCAGGAUGAAAGGGAAAGGAGCUUGAAUGCUGCCUCGGCCAUGGGUCCAGCUCCCCUGAUAAGCACACCUCCCAGCCGCCCUCCCCAGGUGAAAACAGCUACGAUUGCCUCUGAGAGGAAUGGGAAACCAGAGAACAAUACCAUGAACAUUAAUGCUUCCAUUUAUGAUGAGAUUCAGCAGGAAAUGAAGCGUGCUAAAGUGUCCCAAGCACUGUUUGCAAAGGUUGCAGCAACAAAAAGCCAGGGAUGGUUGUGUGAGCUGUUACGCUGGAAAGAAGAUCCUUCUCCUGAAAACAGGACCCUGUGGGAGAACCUGUCCAUGAUCCGGAGGUUCCUCAGUCUUCCUCAGCCAGAGCGGGACGCCAUUUAUGAACAGGAAAGCAAUGCUGUGCAUCACCAUGGUGACAGGCCGCCCCACAUCAUCCAUGUUCCAGCGGAGCAGCUUCAGCAGCAGCAGCAACAGCAACAGCAGCAGCAGCAGCAACCACCGGCCCCUCCGCAGCCGCAGCCGCAGCCGCAGCCGCAGGCACAGGCGGGCCCCCGGCUCCCCCCACGGCAGCCCACCGUGGCCUCCCCCGCGGAGUCAGAUGAGGAGAACCGACAGAAGUCCCGGCCACGAACCAAAAUUUCAGUGGAAGCCCUGGGCAUCCUCCAGAGCUUCAUCCAAGAUGUGGGCCUGUACCCAGACGAGGAAGCUAUCCAGACUCUGUCAGCCCAGCUCGACCUCCCCAAGUACACCAUCAUCAAGUUCUUCCAGAACCAGCGGUACUAUCUCAAGCACCAUGGCAAACUGAAGGACAACUCCGGGCUGGAAGUGGAUGUGGCAGAAUAUAAAGAAGAGGAGUUGCUUAAGGAUUUAGAAGAGAGCGUCCUAGAUAAAAAUGCUAACACCCUUUUUUCAGUGAAACUAGAGGAAGAGCUCUCGGUGGAAGGAAACACAGACAUUGAUGCUGAUUUGAAAGACUGAGAUAAAAGUAUUAUUUUCAUUCAACAGUGCCACUGGUAUUUACUAAUAAAAUGAAAGUCCACCUUGUAUUUGUUCAAACUAUCUUUGUUGUUCAUGGUUUGGCCAAUGAAUCUUCAGAAACUUGCACAAACAGAACAGCUGGGAAAGGAUAGUACAGACUGCACUAAAUGUUUUACUCUGUCUUAUAAACUGGUUGGCAGUCCCAGGUGAAGCAGCGAGGAUUGUUUGGUAUUAAAGUUUGUGUUCAAGGGGUACAAGGUGUGUACCCCAUAAGCAUGAUACCAGAGAUUUUUUUUUUAAAUAUUCUGGAGCCUCAAAUAAGCAUUAUAACUUCUGUGAUUAUCAUUUCCUGUCCUUCAAUUAUUUCUGUAACACUUCACACUGACCUUUAAAAACUCGCCCCUUAUUUUAAAAAAGAAAAAAAAGAGUUUGUUACUCUAUUGUAUGUUACAAAAGAACUGUAGACUGUGGAAUGCAGUUUAAAGAUGACAUAUGCCAACAAAUGCCUUGUAUUAUAUGGCACUGCCGGAAGUCAAAUUUGUUUUUAUUUUGGGAAUAAAGGUUCACUGUCAUUUUUUUUCGUUCUCAUUGUUAUGUGAUUUUUUUUAAAGAAAAAAAAGGAAAAAAUGUGAAACACAGUUUAGUCCUCAUUAUUUAUUUGUAGAUUCUGCAGCGUCAUGUUGUAAUUAAUUUUUUGGAAGUUUCCGUUAAAUGCAAUAUUGCUUCUCUUGUUACCAUACUGAUUCUUUUCUAUUUAUAAAUGUAUUUUGAUGGGCAGUAAAACAAAGUGUCUUAAAAGUUUUAAAUAGAGAAAAUGUGCUUUACACAGUUGCCUAUAAAAAGUGCUCUAUGUUAUCCAAGCAAUUCAUACUGUAAGCUUCACUCUUAUUGUUGUAUGCAAUUUUUACUAUCAUGCAAAUAAGCUUAGGUAAAUAAACUAAUAGAUCACCUUAGAAAAUUAUGCAAUUAAUGUGAAAAUAAUCGAUGUUUGCAACGUGUCUUCCUUUGGUUUACAAUCAAUUUUAAAGCUACAUCUGUAUAAAAUUUCUGUAUAAAGGUGUAUUUCUUUUUUAUGAGUUUAUGGCUAUGAAAACACCAGCUAUUUUGUUACAGCUGGUUGUUUUUAUAAGUGUACCACAAUUUUCUUUCUGCAGAAAUGUUCUGAAUAGGAGUGGUUAUUGACUGUAACUACACAAUUAAAACUGUUUGUAUGGUAUGACAUAGUAGGGUUUGUCUGCUUAUGUGAAGUAACUGACCCAAGUCAAAGGGUGGCCCUCAUUUAGGUGCAUGUUAAUACUUGAAGCUAUUUUACUGCUUUUAAAAAGAACAACUGAAAAGUCACUUGGAAUACUGUAAAUUUAAAUCACAAACACAUGCUCAUUUUUUAAUAGGUGUGAAAUUUUACAGUGAUAACUUGUUUGGGGGUAACAUUUUGCUUAAUAAACAGAGAUAGGACAAUGAAGACUCCAACAAAAGCAUAAAUCUAGUCUUCAGUAGUUACUUAGAAAUGGUUCAUCUGCAUUUAUUUCACAAUCCUUCAAGUAUGGCAACACUUCCGUAAGCUAAGGCGUAUUUUAAAGGUCAUUAAAUAGUAACAAAAUAGGUGGGAAAUGUGUGUUAAAACCUUUUAGGGAGCAUUGUUUUUCUUUUAAGAAGAGAAAGUAACUCAGUUCACUGCAUAUGUCAUAACUAUAAGAACUACAUGAAGAAAAUAACAGCUGGAAUUUCAUCACAGUCUUUAAAAUUCUUGCGAGGUAAACAUCACAAAGGAUUUGGGCCAGUGGUGCAGUUCUUGAUGUUUCUCAUUUGUGUUUUCUCUCUACCUUUCCUUCCUCGUCCCGCAGCUCCCUCGGUGGUAGGGGUGUCUGGAUUCUGGAGACCUGGAUGGGGUUCUGCAGUUGCCCUUUCUUGUUUUGCACCAUUUCCACAGGCCCCUGUGAGCUCGUUAGUAUGUAAGUGGGCACCUUUAACAUUGAGCUUUUACUUAGGAAGCUCAAAUUGGAUCAUUGAGAACUCUCAAUAAAUCUUUAAAAUUUCAUUUACUUUUGAAGCACAGCUCAGCUACACUGAAGGCCGCUGGUUUGUUGCAAACUACUUGGAUCCUUUUUAUGAGAAAACUGUAAAAUUUUUUUGCUAGAGUUCAGAAGAGUAAUCUUUUGAGCCAAAGGAAUUUGAAUUAAGAAAAUAGCAACCAAAUUUCACAUUAAACUAGAAUGCAUCUUCUUUCCCCUAAAUUCAAGAGAAGAGGCUUAGAUUAGCAUCAAGUCGAAUUGAUGUCCACUUGUAACCAGUGCAACAUUCAAUGUAAGUUAUCAAAUAGGAAGUUUAAUAAAUUUUUGGAAGAAAUAGGAUUGCAAGUACAAUUUCACGUUUUUAAUAGGCUGAAUUCUUUUUGAAAUGUUUUCAAUGAAAUAAAGACAUUUUGAUUUAAAAUUAGCUACUUAGGUAAUUUUUUAAGAUUUUAAAGUCAGCCAAGUUUUUGCUUACUAGUGUAAAAGUACAUGUUAAACAACGAUGGUCAUGAGCAAGACUGAUCAAAAUUGAACAGGAUUUUCAGGGAAGACAGCAGGUUUCAGAAAACAUGUCCAAAUGGUCCUUUUCCCCCAGUGUCACUUUUUGGCCUUGCCAACCUUCUUGUUUGUUGCCCAUGACUAUGGCAAAAUCCCUUUAAUAAGCUUCAUUGUGUCCAGGGAUUCUGGAGACUUAAAAGUUGGGCCUAUGACAUAGUGCUUCGUGCUGUUCAAGACCUUAGCAGAGUCAGGUAGUUUACGGGUAAUAUGCAACCUUGUGCAUCUGAAUCUGUCAUGGAUUCCUUCACUCAGCACUUUGCCACUAAUUUGUAUUACACUCUGUGGCCAUAUAAUACUUGCACAUUAUGCAAAAAAUAAUGUUGGUAGUAUCUUCUUGCCACACAAUAUGCAGAGUUGACACAUAACCUUUGAAAACCAAGGUUACUAAUACGUGUGCCCUAGCUGUGUGGCACUUGAUAACAAAGGCUGUACAUAUUAUAUAUAAGAUGUGUAUUGAGUAGCAUUUAGUCUUCAGGAUUUCUGAGCUUGAAUAGUUUUCUUUUCCUAAGUAGUAGUAACUGUACUUAACUGUGUUUACUUAAAUACAUAGCUUGAGUAGAAAACAUUUAAAUGGAUCAGUAAAAAUGAGAACCCCAUACAUUCCAUUAUAAAUCCUGCACUAUUACCUAUUGUUAACAUCUGGCUGAUAUUAAGGUCCUUGAUUGUCACAAUAUUUUUAAUAAAUGAGAUAUUCUGAA
Molecule: messenger RNA, 7377 nt
Organism: Cavia porcellus (domestic guinea pig)
Lineage: Eukaryota; Metazoa; Chordata; Mammalia; Rodentia; Caviidae
Gene: Satb1
Product: SATB homeobox 1
Exons: 10
Coding region: 1812-4109 (765 amino acids)
Biological process (GO): chromatin remodeling; regulation of transcription by RNA polymerase II
Molecular function (GO): DNA-binding transcription factor activity, RNA polymerase II-specific; RNA polymerase II cis-regulatory region sequence-specific DNA binding
Source: RefSeq, a predicted model, not a curated record